This is a messenger RNA of Penicillium diatomitis, 228 nucleotides long. RefSeq lists its product as uncharacterized. Lineage: Eukaryota; Fungi; Ascomycota; Eurotiomycetes; Eurotiales; Aspergillaceae. The transcript has a single exon. The record is from RefSeq and is a predicted model, not a curated record. The coding region runs from base 1 to 228 and encodes 75 amino acids.
AUGAAGCGGUUCAUUGGAAAAAGUCGUCGGGAUAACGGCGUUGGCCCCGGAUUGACCACAAAUGAGACUGUCUUCUUGGGGUUGACGAGCUGCCCCACCCUACAGUGGAAAGGCUCUGUCUUCAAUUUUGUCGAAGUUGAGGUCGGGAGCAAUGAGGGUGUUGAGGAAUCUCGCGGUACUGGUCCAUGGUAUGAAUGUGGCGACUCGCUGCACGGCGUUUGGCUGUAG